Molecule: messenger RNA, 711 nt
Organism: Symbiodinium natans
Lineage: Eukaryota; Dinophyceae; Suessiales; Symbiodiniaceae
Source: the annotation of a GenBank genome assembly
AUGGAGAUGGCUCCAGCUGGACGUCUGAGGGUCGGAAUCAACAUGCGCAACCAGCUCUUGGUAACGGGCAGGACAGCGGGGGGCGAGCCAGAAGGCCUAGCGCCAAGCAUGGCAGCAGCGUUCGCCGAUCGCAUUGGUGUGCCAGUUGAGUUCAUUCCGUACGACUCGCCUGCAAAGCUUGCUGACGAUGCUGCCUUGGACAAGUGGGAUGUUGCAAUGAUCGGGGCAGACCCUGCUCGAGCUGCGUACGUCGACUUCACGGCGCCCUACUGUCAGAUUGAAGCGACCUAUGCCGUAGCUUCCGAUUCCAAGCUUACACAAUGCUCGGACGUGGAUGUGGAAGGCAUUCGAAUUGCAGGAUGUUCCGGAGCUGCCUAUGUCUUGUGGCUGGAACGAAACAUCAAGAACGCGAAAUUGGUCAAGGCAGAUGGCCACGAUGCGACCUAUGACAUAUUCAAGACCGAAAAGUUGGAAGCUUUGGCAGGGCUGAGGUCCAAGCUCACGAAGGAUUUGGUGAAGCUACCUGGGACGCGGAUGCUGCCCGGGAAGUUCAUGGCCGUUGAGCAGGCAGCUUGCACAAAGAAGGGCCGAAACAAAGGCUUUGAGGAGUUGUCCAAGUUCAUAGAGGAAGCCAAGCAAUCCGGGAUGGUGCUGCAGCUGAUGCAGAAGUUUGGUGUCGACACUGAGCUGGUGGUUGCCCCCGCUGCUUGA